UUUGAAGGCAAACCCACAAAUUUGUGAAGUAAAUGGUCAUAAUAAGUUAUAUUCAAAACUGAAGAAAUUGGGGACAACAAGCAUCGACCAUGGCUAGCCUCCAGCUCAAGACUGGCUUGACUUCCUCAUUGACCACAACAAGGCCGGUUGCACCCAAAGGCCUUUCUGGUUCACCUCUUAGGCUCUUCCCUUCUUCCCAGAGGUCUUCCUCCACUAUCAAGGCAGUAAAAACCGACAAGCCUACAUUCCAAGUCGUCCAACCCAUCAAUGGUGACCCGUUCAUUGGAAGUCUCGAGACUCCAGUGACAUCGAGCCCACUAAUUGCAUGGUACCUUUCAAAUCUUCCAGGAUACCGGACCGCUGUGAACCCAUUGCUCCGAGGCAUUGAGGUCGGGCUAGCCCAUGGGUUCUUCCUAGUGGGCCCAUUUGUGAAAGCAGGCCCAUUAAGGAACACAGAGUAUGCAGGUGCAGCAGGAUCACUAGCCGCGGGUGGGCUUGUGGUGAUCCUUAGCAUUUGCUUGACUAUGUAUGGAAUCGCAUCAUUCAAAGAAGGUGAACCGUCGAUUGCACCAUCAUUGACUUUGACCGGGAGGAAGAAACAACCUGACCAACUUCAAACAGCCGAUGGUUGGGCUAAGUUCACUGGUGGAUUCUUUUUUGGUGGGAUCUCCGGUGUCACUUGGGCUUUUUUCCUUCUUUAUGUUCUUGACCUUCCUUACUAUGUUAAAUAGGUGAAAUCCUAUUUGGGCUUUUUCAAAUUCCUAUUGAUACAUGAUCGCUCAAAUUAUGAUACACUUUGCUUGUGCUUAUGGAAGAUUGUAAAAUACUUUAUGGUUUAAUUAUUAUAAAAACAAACAAACUGAUAAUCAA
Messenger RNA from Lactuca sativa (garden lettuce), 870 nucleotides. RefSeq names its product photosystem I reaction center subunit XI, chloroplastic. Gene Ontology annotation, cellular component: photosystem I; chloroplast thylakoid membrane; photosystem I reaction center. Gene Ontology annotation, biological process: photosynthesis. The record is from RefSeq and is a predicted model, not a curated record. Lineage: Eukaryota; Viridiplantae; Streptophyta; Magnoliopsida; Asterales; Asteraceae.